GGACCGUGUGCAGUCUGUAGAUGGGAACUAGCUGCUCACACGUAUGCAGUGUAUAUAGCUCUUAUCAUGUUAUAAGGAUGUUUCAGUCUAGUAUGCUGGUGAUUAACUCUUAAAGUUUACAGAUGGAACUUGAUGAAUCACUUCAGCCAAAGGGAAUAUUUGAGUGCCAGUUAUGCAGAUUAUCUGUCCCGUACACAUACUUUGGUCAGAAACCUCCAAAUACACAUUCCCUUGUACUCCUGGAGGAGAGUUUUAUUAUGAAAGACCCCUUCUCUCCUGACAAAGACGCAUUUCUGAUUCUUGGAUCUCCGUGUAGUUUGUGCAAUCGAGUGGUCUGUGUCGGCACUGAAUGCAGUCUUUUCUAUGCCAAACGAUUUUGUCUUCCCUGUGUCCUCAAGAACAAAGAUGGGUUUCCUCCGGAGAUUCGACAAGACCUGGAUAAAAGGAAGAGCCAAUCAAAAUCUUAGCUGUCAAUAGAAUGUUAUUGCAGAUCAGAGACUUCUGCCUCAGUGACCAUGAUGGAAGUUUUGUCUUUCUAAUUGCAGCUGAACUUGUCACUUGGAUUAUGGAGUUUAUAGUUAGUAUUUAUGUCAAAUUGCCAUAUUUAUAUCCACUGACAGCUUUAAAGGGACACUGAACACACAUUUUUUUCUUUCAUGUUUCAGAUAGAGCAUGAAAUUUUAAGCAACUUUCUAAUUUACUCCUAUUAUACAUUUUUCUUCAUUCUCUUGCUAUCUUUAUUUUAAAAGCAGGAAUGUAAAUCUUAGCAGCCAGCCCAUUUUAGGUUCAGAACCAUGGAUAGCACUUGCUCAUUGGAGGCUUACAUUUACCCACCAAUAAGCAAGCAUAACCCAGUUUCUCAACUAAAAAUGGGCCGGCUCCUUUGCAUCACAUUCCUGCUUUUUACAUAAAGAUAACAAGAGAACAAAGAAAUUGAUAA
Messenger RNA from Bombina bombina (fire-bellied toad), 940 nucleotides. It is a transcript of the gene CDPF1, whose product is annotated as cysteine rich DPF motif domain containing 1. The record is from RefSeq and is a predicted model, not a curated record. The transcript has 4 exons. The coding region runs from base 123 to 467 and encodes 114 amino acids. Lineage: Eukaryota; Metazoa; Chordata; Amphibia; Anura; Bombinatoridae.